GUUAAUUCUGACUCCUGACUGCGCAUGCGCCAAAUCAGGACAUUGGGACGGUCUACACGUUUGGGUGGAAACGGGUCCAGUUGACUUAUUUGAAAAGCUGCAGGAAUCAUGGGAGCCGUGUUCCUGCCAGCAGAUGCCGCGCACUCGGUGCUGCGGAGGCUCCCAAGAGCAAACUUCUUCUUGGAGGAGAUGAAACAGGGGAACAUUCAGCGGGAAUGCAGGGAGGAAAUCUGCAGUUAUGAAGAAGCCAGGGAGGCAUUUGAGAAUGAUGAGAAAACGAGGCGAUUCUGGGAGGAGUACCAGCGUGAAAGUAGCCCCAGGCCUGGAGGACUGGAGUCCAUCGCUGGUGGCGUUCAUUCCCUGUACCUGAUCUUACCCCUGCUGCUGGUUUUGCUGCUCAUUGCUGCAGUUUCCAUCACAGUUUGGAGAUGCCACUCACGCAAAAGAUCCCAGCAGAGUCCUGCCAUUGGGCGCCCACAAAGAGACACAACCCUGUCAGUGGUGUCAAUGGACCAGUGGGGUCGGGACUACCAUCCUGACAUCAGUCCUCACUCAGAGAUCAGUGCCCACAGUAGCCCCGCCUACCCAGGCGCUGACCUCACACCUGGGCGGGGCAGUCGGGGUGACCCUCCCCCUUCAUAUGAAGAAGCUGUGGGCCAUACAGAUAUACAGAUUGAAGCAGAGCCUCCACCACAAUAUGAAGACAUCAUCAGUAACACGGUUAUCAUCUCCCAUGGAAAGUGACGGGUCUUCCAGGCAUGUUAUCCACUCUCAUGUAGGGAUGCAUUUUGAUAGCAAUACUGUAAACCCUGUCAUUCCUUACCGGCUGUGUCUCUCUUCUCUUUUAUAGCUAAUGUUUUUGCAGGAUGUGAACACGUUUGGCCGUUUAUUUUUUAAGUACUAGAAGUAUUUUUUUACAACUUCACUACUAAAAUGACAGGCUUUUCAACUCCAGCACUAGCAGAACAGCUAAACUUCUUUACUUAAUGUGAAGAGAAAACAACUUACGCAAUAACAUUAUUCUUAGUACCGUUACAUUGUUAAAACUUUGAAUUGCGUUGACUUCAGAGAUUUUUACAAACUCAUAACAGCAUGAAUUCUAAUCCUAGUCCAAAUCCAGAGACAAAGUACUGUAAGUUAGUAAGUCCUAUGAGUGUCAGAACAUCUUACAAAUGAACUGAAUAUUUGGUCAGUUGUGGCCUCUCAUUGGACAACUAAAACAUAAUUGUAAAUAAUCAGUUUCAGAGGGAAAAAAUGCACAAUAUUUUCAGGAAGUUGUAAAUUUGAAUGUUUACUGACAUUCUGUACUUCAAGGUUCAUUGUAACCUUUAUCGAAAGCCAUCUAUCUCUAUGGAAUUGCAAAGACAUCACAAUGCAUUGGAUUCACAGCCUCAAUGAAAUUUUGAUAUAGGGUUGAUUUUUCUUUUCCACUAGUUGAAGUGUUAGAUUUGGUUAGCAUGUUCAGCUAAAUGGAUAACAAUUACUAAUGAUAAUGCAUUGCUGAUAACAUUGACCAAACAAAUUUAAUCCUGAUUUUAUGUAGCAUCGUGGUUGUUAAUGAUGAAUCAGACUAAGUGGGCACUUAGUUUACGUGUGAGGUUUUGCAUUUCGGAAAAUACAAUACUGAAAGGGAUAGAUCACCCAAACAUAUAAAUUUGCUCAAUAUUUAAUCCAUCAAACUCAGUCUAUCCAAGAUGUUGAUGAGUUUGUUUCUUCAAUAAAACAGAUUUGGAGAAAUGUAGCAUUACAUCACUUGCUCACUAACAGUUAUUUUGCAGUGAAUGGGUGCCAUCACAAUAAUCCACAUGAUUGUAGUCCACUAGUUAACAUACUGUGCGGUGAACAGCUGCAUGUUUGUAAGAAACAAAUCCAACAUUAAGAUGUGUUAAACCAUUGCUUCUGGCCAAAUUACCAGUCCUCUAUCCGUAAUAAAAACAUUCUGACGGCACCCAUUCACUGCAGAGGAUCCAUUGAUGAGCAAGUGAUGUAAUGCCACAUUUCUCCAAAUCUGAUGUGAUGAAUAAACAAAGCUAAUCUAUGGCUUGUGAGUACAUUUUCAGCAAAUUUUCAAUUUUGGAUGAACUUAACCUUGAACUGUUGUAUUGUGUAAGUGUGGCUUAAGGUUUGGCAUGUCAGUCGAGCCACAAUGAGUUCAAUGGCAAAACAUAGUAGACUAAAUGGUCUAUGCAACAGUGCUUUCUUUUCUCUCCAUAGCUUUGGAGCAAUUUACAUGGUCACAGCCUUGUGAAAUUUAUUCUUAUUGUGGCCAAGGAUUUAAUGGCCAUAUUAAGCAUCCCAAGCUGGGAAUUCUAGGACAAGCAAGAUGAAUUGUCCAUUGUGGAGGUAAUUAAUAAGGAGCUAGAAGCAUGCUUUUUGUGAAGCGGAGAUGAGCUGUGUGCAGACUCUCUUUUAGAUUUGUUUUCAGGUAAAUAACUUGUGUUUUGUUUCUCUAACCUCUUAGAAAAUGUUGUGAAAUAACAAUAUGACUACCUUUACCAUGCUGGUUGUUUAUAAGGGAAUUGUGGUAUAUUUUGAGUGUGUUGAAGGCUGUUUUUACACAUGGUUUGAUUCAACCCUUUUGCUUUCUCACUGUGGUUUUCGCUCAGAAUUGAAGUAUGUUUGCAUUUACAAUGCAAGUGUUAGUGGCAACUGAGUAACUCUAGCUUACUCUUCUCCCACGAAGAAUGACAUUUUGCUAACACUUUAACUUGAAACCUUUUAUUAUAUGUGACCCUGGAGCACAAAACCAAUCUUAAGUCGCUGGGGUAUAUUUGUUGCAAUAGCUUUUAUACCAUAAAUCAUUAGGAUAUUAAGUAAAGAUCAUGAAUAUAUUUUGUAAAUUUCCUACCAUAAAUGUAUAAAAACCUAAUGUUUGAUUAGUAAUAUGCAUUGCUAAGAAAUUCAUUUGGACAGCUUUAAAGGCGAAUUUCUAAUUAUGUGUUGUUGUUUAUUUAUUUAUUUUUUUUUUGUUGCUCCCUCAGAUACCAGAUUUUCAAAUAGUUGUAUCUCUCGGCCGAAUAUUGUCCUAUCCUCAAAAUCCAUACAUCAAUGAAAAGCUUAUUUAUUUCAGAUUAUGUAUAAAUCUCAGUUUGAAAAAAAAUUACACUUAAGACCGGUCCAGGGUCACAUAUUAUAAAGGUAUUCAUAAAAAACAUUUUAAAGCAUUAUGUAGUUUUAUAAUUGUAACCAAAGUUAAAAUGCAUUUCAAUAUUUGCAGAUUCCUUGUUACAUUUAAAUUGGUUGUUUAUCAUGUUUUAAUGCAUAUUUUCAAAAAGUGUAACAAUGAAUAGGUAAAUAUUGUGGUUACAAUUAUUCAUGAGAUCAUACAGUGAAUUUUAACACGUAUGCACUUGAGGUAAAGUGUUACUGAUUUUUUUCUCUUGAAAUUAAAAACUAUUGUGGAUAUGUGACACUAACGAUCAGGUUGGGCUUGUCUGUGUGUUUAACAGCAAGCGGACACCAUUUACCUCAGAGUAUAGUUUUCACUUCAGGCCCAGCUACACUAAACACAAACCUCAAGAAUUUCAGAUUAGGAUCCAAUUAUGGAAACAAGCUGUCCUAGUUCCCUAAAAAAAAUUAAAAGGAAAAACUCAAGGAAAUAUUCAGUAUUAAAUAUCAGGUGUGUGCAUGUGUGUGUGUGUGUGUAUGUGUGUAAAAAAGAGAGAAGGAAAGGGAACACAAAUAGGGAAAACUCAACGCAUUUGUACUUAUUCAGUAACUAUGAGUGAAUGCACUUUGUAAGGCACAGACUGCUCUUUGUAAAGAAAUAUUAACUGAUGUGUAAAGGAAUAUUAAUCGAUGUGUAAGAUGUGAUAAAUUACUAGAGAAAAAAAUGGCAAAUGCUGUUUGGUUUAUCCUCUUGGGUUUGAGUUUAUAUUCUCAGUUAAUUAACAACAUGCUCAGCUGACAUAAAUAUGCAAGAAAAUCCAUCACCAGCAUGAACUCAACAAAGCUUUGUGAAAAUCAAAACGGUCUCACUUUGCCUAAAAUUGUUUGUGUUUUUAAAGAUAAUGUGAAAUAAGUCUACCAUCAUUUGAAAUCCAGUCUGAUGAUGUUUGGCAGACUUUGACUGAUGUUGCUGUACAUGUGCAGGCUGAUGUUUCUGUGGUAGUUCAGAGUGAUUGUGGUGGUGUUUAUUGCUUAAGCCUUACUCAGAGAUAGAUCAUGUACUAAGAACAAAUGUAAUUUUUUGUAAUGAUUGAGCUUGACUUUUGUUUGUAAUAAAAGUUGUAAUGGCCUUCA
Carassius gibelio (silver crucian carp) is the source of this 4242-nucleotide messenger RNA. RefSeq names its product proline rich Gla (G-carboxyglutamic acid) 1 (gene prrg1). The record is from RefSeq and is a predicted model, not a curated record. Gene Ontology annotation, cellular component: extracellular region. The coding region runs from base 109 to 744 and encodes 211 amino acids. Lineage: Eukaryota; Metazoa; Chordata; Actinopteri; Cypriniformes; Cyprinidae. The transcript has 4 exons. Gene Ontology annotation, molecular function: calcium ion binding.